UCUGAUGGCAAGCUAACAGUUAGCUACCCAUGUGUGAGCUCAGUCUGUGGGCCGACAAAACGUUCCCAGAGUUUUGGUAAAUACGUGAAAUUGGAUUUCAGGUGUUUGUUUUUUAAGCGGUGAAGUUUUUCCUUUAUGUUAACCUCUAUUUAAAAACUACGUAGAAAAAUAAUACACAAGUUGCGCAUAAAGACACAAAGACAUUUCACGGGUUUAUUUUUAUUUUUAUAACAAAUCAUUUAAAACCCCGUGUUUGAUUUUGGUCGACCUUCUAACGCUUGCUCAAUGAAAACAAAGCAGAAGAGGAUCGGGCUCAUAAGAACUACUUAAUUUCACAGCGACGCCUAAGUGUGGGAGGCGGUACUGCAUGACCUGCGCACUCUAACGAAUUACAGUCCAAUGGGCGUUGCUUGUAUUACACGUUCAUCACCAGGGGGGGCGCUGUAACCAAGGCCACUCAACACCAUUGCACUAGAACCGUUGGCGGUUAGCAGGCGGCUCGGAGCGGGACCCUUAAACACAGAAACAGCUCACCGUGUGCUCCUGUCAGCUCCGGUAUGGCACUUUAACUCUGCAUUGACGUUAUUUUCCUGAAUAUGAGUGCACUGGCAGUGUGUUUUAGACCGGUGCUCGGUUGGGAUUUGUUUUCGGUUUCUCCCGGCUACAAACUAACUUAACGUUAAAGCAUCACAUAUCGCGAUGCCCGUGAACUCUUGAUGAACUAACUAACUCUCUAAUCUCGUGUAAUCUGGCUCUCUCGCCCUUGCUGGUCAACCUUAGCUACGGACACGAAGUCAGGGCCACAACAACACAAAAUGCCUCCCAAGAAGCAACACCUGAAGCCGACAGCAGCCAAUGUCUCCAGCUCCCUGGACCUGGAGUCGGAGGACAUCAGCCUGGAGACGACCGUGCCUACCACCGAGGAUGUGUCUUCGUCCGACGAGCAGCGGGACGGCUCCCAGAAGGUGACCCGCCAGCUGAUCGAGAGGAAGGAGCUGCUGCACAACGUCCAGCUUCUGAGGAUCGAGCUUUCUCAGAAAAACCUGAUCGUAGACAACAUGAAGGCCGACCAUAUGUCCAAGAUUGAGGAGCUGGAGGAGAGGCUGAAUGAUGCUCUACACCAGAAACAAGUGUUUGCCCUGAGACUGGACAGUCAGCUGAAACUGGCUCAAGAGGAGAACAGGAAGCAGCAGGCUCUGCGUAAGCAAGAGAUGGAGGCCAUCCUGCUCAGGCAGCAGCAGCUGGAGGAGACCAACAGACAGCUGUGUGAGAAGGCUGGAGAGCUGCGGUGGUCUCUCAGGGAUCUGGACAUCUCCCAGGAAAGGUACCGGGAGCUACGCGACCUCCCUGACGACAAAAUCUCCAUACAGGAGUACGUCGCUGUGCGUUUUUACGAGGCGGUGACUCCGCUGCGGACUCAGCUAAAUGAGCUGACUGUGAAGAGAGGCAGCUUGAACGAAGAGCUGGAUACACACAGAACUCAGAUGAAGGCUUUGAUGGAGAGCUACGAGGAGGAGCGGCGGCUACGUUCAGAGCUGGAGUUGAGGAGCCAGAGACUGACCCUCGAACUGGCCGAUACCAAACAGCACAUCCAAGAAGGAGACUAUCGCAGAGACAACUACCCAAACAUCAAACGUGAGCGUGACAUCUUUGAAGCAGAACUAAAGGAGUUAACGAGAAGAUUUGAGACACUAGACCUGACUCAGGCUGCACUGACCAGAGAGAGGAACACACUCAGCAAAGAGGUGGCGACAUUGCAGCAGUCAGUGAGUCUCCUGCAGAAGGACAAGGAGUACCUACACAGGCAGAACAUGGAGCUCAGUGUGCGCUGUGCACAUGAAGAAGACCGGCUGGAGAGGCUGCAGGUACAGUUAGAAGACACUAAGAAGGCUAGAGAGGACGCCUAUGAAAAAUAUGUUGCAUCCAGAGACCGCUAUAAGUCAGAGUACGAGACCAAGUUGAGGGAGGAGUUGGAGAACAUCCGGCUGAAAACCAGUCAGGAGAUAGACAACCUGCAGAGAACCUCCAGGGAGAUGUAUGAAAGAGAGAACAGGAACUUGCGUGAGGCCAGAGACAAUGCGGUGCUGGAGAAGGACAGAGCAGUGGCUGCUGAGAGAGACACUCAAUCCAGAUAUGACCAAAUGCUGGAACAGUUUCGUCAGCUCCAGCUGGGUACUGACAGCCGGGUAGCAGAACUGUCCAACCAAGCCAAGCUGCAUGCCUUCGAAGCUGAGCGUGCUCAGAUGGUUAAGGAAGAGACAGCUAAGGCCCUGGCCCAGUGCCAGGUGGAGUGUGAAAAACAACAGAAAAAACUGGAG
This is a messenger RNA of Morone saxatilis (striped sea-bass), 2318 nucleotides long. It is a transcript of the gene pibf1, whose product is annotated as progesterone immunomodulatory binding factor 1. NCBI's taxonomy places the organism in Eukaryota, Metazoa, Chordata, Actinopteri, Moronidae. Gene Ontology annotation, cellular component: centriolar satellite. Gene Ontology annotation, biological process: cilium assembly. The record is from RefSeq and is a predicted model, not a curated record.